UCACCCACAAUGGCUAAACAGCAGGAUUUCCUAAUGAGGCUGUUUUCAAAGCACUCUGGUAACAAACGAGAGAAACUAACUAGUUGCUGAGUCGGGGAGUCCUGGGAAAGGAGGAAUGAAGGGUUUGCUGAGCAGAGGGCAAGUGCAAAGGAAUUCCUGCUUAAGAAAACAGCAUGAGCAAAGGCAAGAAUCACGCACGGAUUUCCGUGCAAGCAGAGUCUGUCGGCUGAAUUCAUGGCCUGCAGCUCACUGUCAGGGACACAGACUCUGGGAGAGCCACGGCGAGUUGGAGCCAGGGGCAGGGUCACUUCCACAGGAGUUCGACAACCGUUAGCUCUUUUCAGCUUGCUCAACAGCCGUUCAUCUUCAUUCCAAGCUAGCCCAUUGCCUAUUUCAAGCAAAGGCCUCUCUACGACUGGAACUCUGCCUCUCCCGUCCUGGAAGCUUGAUAAUCAAUGACUCUCCAGGAGAUGGAAGCCAGAGGCAGGUCCUAGGGAACCAGGCUACCCGUUUCCAGCUCUCUGCUUCUCCUCACCCCAACAGUAUGCUCAGUACCUGGCACCUUAUCCCCACUCAAGCCCAGCACCUGAGAGUAUGAACUAUGGCCUCUUUGUUCCCCAGUCAGAACUCCAAAUGUCCCAAGAGACUGACUGGAGGGUCUGAUGGCUGCGAGGCUGCUGGCCUCUCCGCUCCACUCAGUGAAUUUCAGCCUGCCCUUCACUUGCCUUACUCCCACGUCCCACACUAUCUGUCUCUUCCCCUGGACAGACCGUGUGGGUGAGGUCCUAGGAGGAAACGGGGACACGCCAAUCAGUUGUCCCUCAGUUUACCUGGGCUGGAAUGUCAGGUGUAAGUCAAUCCAGAGACUCAGGAAUAUCUUUACCUGCUAGGAACACUGCAGCCCUCUCCAUCUCAGGCUUUGAAGGCCUCUAGAAGGCUCCCAAAGGCUGCCUCCACUAGCCAAGCCAAUCUCACAAGAUCUCACAACAUGACUCUGUGAGUCAUACUGUCACAGGAUGUUUGAGCUGACAGUGACCCCUUCAUUUUACAGAUGCAGAUAGAAGUUGAGAUUAAAAAAAAAAAAAAAAAAAAAAAGGGAAAUCACAUGCCCAAAGUCACACAAGUAGCAGCUGGACCAAGACAGCUGCCUGGGCUUCCAUUUCCUUUACUGUAAAAUGAGGACAGUUAGCCUUCAUGAACUCUGAAGGUCCUUCCAGCUCCUGCACUAAACAAACCACCGCCACCAUCUGUGGCAUUUACAGCUGUGCCUUACAGAAUGCUCUUUAAUUUUCACAACAAAGCCAUGCUAUAGAGAGUUCAUUCUGGGACAUGUUCAUUUUAAUUAUUUUAUGGCAUUUAUUGGGAGUGUGUGCGUAUGUGGAGGUCAGAGGGCAGCUUUCAGGAGUUGGUUAGUUCUCUCUUUCCACCAUUAUAGAUUCCAGGAUCAAACUCAGGCCAUCCGGGUUAGCAGCAGAUACCUUUACUCAUUGAGUCAUUACGGUGGCCCUCUGGGGGCACAUCUGUAUGCUGUCUGUCCAAACGGAUUUGAUUAGUGACGCUCCUAUUUCUAGGGAACUGCAGACUGCCAUUUCACGGCUCAGCUCACUCUCUUGGAUUCUAAAAGGCUUCUCCUAAGGUGCCAGCACCCUGGGGAAGGAGAAGGUUUUGAGGUUGUGCCGUUGGCUGGGCCACAAGUUAAACUGAGGCUUCCCACAAAGUCAGCCAGUUAAGAUGUUAGGAACCUGGGACUGGGAGACAGCAAUCAGAUGUCCCUUGGCCACCACAUAGUUCCUGUAGCUACCACUCCAGGCUGGCCUGGGCCAGCUGUUUCAGGAAGGGGAGAGGAAUAGGGGUGGGGUCAGAACCCACAGAAAGAUGAUUGCAUAACCUUUAGGAACUGACCUUGGGCGAUCCACCCUUGGUUCUGAGGUUUGUGUGUCUGGUUCCUUUCUCUUCCUCCUCUUCUGCUUCCUCCCCAAUUUCUGGCUCUCGGCUUUCCUGUAAACACCAAGACUCUGGCUAUAUCCACAUCCCUGGAGAGGCCAAGGAACUGAGGAGCCGUGGGACACCCACCAGGAGAUUCUCAAAGAUGUCUGGGAGCCAGCAGAGUUCCUGUGCUGUUUGAUGGCAUUCCAGUUCUUCCUGUACCUCAGUUUCCGUUGCUAUGGAGACUUCCAAUGGGACUGAGACCUGGUACCAGAGCCUCCAUGCUGUGCUGAAGGCUCUGAAUGCCACCCUUCACAGUCACUUGCUCUGCCCGCCCGGGCCAGGGCCAGGACCUGGGCCAGACAACCAAACUGAAGAGCGUCGGGCUAGCCCUCCUGGCCGUGAUGACAACUCCUACAUGUAUAUUCUCUUUGUCAUGUUCCUAUUUGCUGUCACUGUGGGCAGUCUCAUCCUGGGGUACACCCGUUCCCGCAAAGUGGACAAACGCAGUGACCCCUAUCACGUGUACAUCAAGAACCGCGUGUCUAUGAUCUGAUGUGAGGUGCCUGAGGAUGAUGGAAGAUUACGAUGCCUGAGGAUUGUCUUCUUCGGCCUCUAGAAUUCAGCUCUGGACCCUACCAAGCCUCAGUGUCUCUAUCUAUAUAAGAGCAACAAGAAAUCGGUAAGAGAGCUCGUCACUGGGACCAGAGAGGAGGAGGGGCUGGUAGGCCUGGCCUUGUGGAUAACACAUUUUUUCCAGACAAAGAUAGGCAUUAUAAACCAGGAGCCCACGAACAAAUAUAUAGAAGUAUGGACUACCGGCAAGCAGGAAAAGAGGGAGGCAAAGGGAAAUGGAGCAGAAGACACUCUGGACACUUACUCUUUUAAUGUACGAUCUUCAAACAUGAGAAACCUUGAUAAAAUCGCGUAACGCUACUUAUUUGUGUUUAUAUUUCUUUAAACAUACUUAACAUGUGGGUUUUGCCUCAUCUGCCAACAAAGCAGAAUAGGUACCAUGACUGGAAUCCAGGAACUCUGGUCCUUUUGUCUAAGACUUCUCAGUGACACAUGGGGUAAGAUCCUGGCCCAAAGAACUUGAAGCCGAGCUUAGUAGUGCAUGCCUGUAAUCCUAGUGCUUAAGAGGCUGAGUGGGGAGGAUCAUUUGAGUUCAGGAGUUCAAGACUGGCCUGGGCAAGCCCUGUUUUGGUAGGGAGCUUGGGGGUCGGGGAGGCAGUGAGAAAUACCUUACUUUUACAAAUAUUACCAAAGACAUGUCACUGUGUUAAUGUAUUGCUUAAGCACUUCCAGGAUCUUAAGACAGAAACUGUGCAAAGCGCAGGGUCCUGAGCAUUAUAUUCAUUAGUGACAUGGGCAUGUGCCUCUUCAAACAUGUCACCUGGUCCUUCCCAGUCACAUCUCCAAUCCCAGGGACUUCACUACCUCAGAUGUAGCUUCUUCUGCUCUGAAUUCUGUGAGAAUGUUCUAAUACUAACUUGAAAUUUGCUUCUAAGGGAUUAUUACUACACCUAGGAGAUGGCCAUAUUAAAUGAUACAGUGUGUAAAAGGAUUGAUUUAAUGGGAGAAGCAGUGAGCAUCUUACCUUUAAAGUGGUGUAUAACUUUAGCUGGUUGUUCUGGUUAGAAGUUUUUCAUUUUUAUUAACUUGAUACAAUAUAGAAUCAUCUGCGAAGAGGGAAAGUCAGCUGAGAAAAUGCCCCCAUCAGACUGACCGGUAGGUAAGCCUGUAGGUUGAUGAUUGGUGUGAAAGGUCCCAGGCUGCUGUGAGUAGUGUCAUCCUUGGGCAAUGGUCCUGGGUACCUAGGAAAGCAAACUGAACAAGCCAGGAUGAGGAAGCCGGUAGGUGACUUCCCCCAUCAAUUCUGCUUUGGUUCCUGCCUCCAGGUUCCUGCUCUUACUGCCCUCAGUGAUGGACUGUAACCUGAAAGAUGUAACAUAAAAAAAACCCUUUCCUCCCCAAGUUUCUUUUGGUUAUGAUGUUUAUCACAACAUUAAAAACCUUAAGUAAAAACA
Peromyscus leucopus (white-footed mouse) is the source of this 3956-nucleotide messenger RNA. RefSeq names its product potassium voltage-gated channel subfamily E regulatory subunit 3 (gene Kcne3). Bases 2165 to 2482 code for a protein of 105 amino acids. Gene Ontology annotation, biological process: negative regulation of delayed rectifier potassium channel activity; regulation of heart rate by cardiac conduction; regulation of ventricular cardiac muscle cell membrane repolarization. Gene Ontology annotation, cellular component: membrane. Gene Ontology annotation, molecular function: potassium channel regulator activity; transmembrane transporter binding; voltage-gated potassium channel activity involved in ventricular cardiac muscle cell action potential repolarization. The transcript is spliced from 2 exons. NCBI's taxonomy places the organism in Eukaryota, Metazoa, Chordata, Mammalia, Rodentia, Cricetidae. The record is from RefSeq and is a predicted model, not a curated record.